CUACCAAUAUUAACCACGUGGAAGGAACCUUAACAGUCGUUUUCAGAAAUAAUAUAGACAAUAUCAGUGUUGGAUUGAUGAAGUAAUACAUUAAAUUGACGUUAAUGUGUGUAAAAGUGACCGUUAUUGUCCGUUAAACUUGCCAAUGAGAACCAUUGGUGUCUGUCUCUGUCUGCGUCAGACUUUACGCGCAUCACCGCAUGUCAAUUUCCACCAAGGAACUCGCGGUGAUUUUGCAUCUCUGCGCGCAGAGAGAUGCUGGGUUCGGAGGUUGUGCCUGAAUGAAGAUUUGCCUUACUAAAUGUGGGAAUUUUGAAUUGUUUUGAGAACAAAUACUUUUGCUGUUCUACUUUGAAUAAGGUUCAAGACAAUAAAACACCCCACAUCUUUACGCCUCUCCCUGUGGAAUCUACCUUUUGACCAUCUCUGACCCCUUCUGACAUCUAACCCCUGACCCUAGACCCCCCUCACCAUCAACCGCCACCAUGCCUAAAAACAGCAAGGUGACCCUGGGACUCCCUCACAGUGAUCCCGUCACUGAGUCAGUGGCGGACCUCCUGACCCUGGCCGAGCCCCUGGACUAUAAGAGCAGCCGGAUGAGUAUGGGUCUCAGCCCCGGGGCCCAGCCAGCCAUGGGCAAGGGCCUGCUACCUUCUCCAGGAGACGAGGAGGGGAGGCCGGCCUGGAACAGCAAGCUGCAGUACAUCCUGGCCCAGGUUGGGUUCUCUGUGGGGCUGGGCAAUGUCUGGAGGUUCCCCUACCUGUGUCAGAAGAACGGAGGAGGUGCGUACCUGGUCCCGUACUUCAUCCUCCUCAUCCUCAUUGGGAUCCCUCUGUUCUUCCUGGAGCUGGCGGUGGGACAGAGGAUUAGGAGAGGCAGCAUCGGGGUGUGGAACUACGUUUACCCUCAGCUAGGAGGCAUCGGGGUCUCCAGUCUAAUGGUGUGUGGCUUCGUGGGCCUUUACUACAACGUGAUCAUCGGCUGGAGUAUCUUCUACUUCUUCCAGUCAUUCCAGUACCCACUGCCCUGGGCAGAGUGCCCAAUCAGAGUGGUCAACGGGAGCCAAGCCAUCAUCGAGCCGGAGUGUGAAAAGUCUUCUGCCACCACCUACUUCUGGUACCGGCAGACCCUGAACAUCACCAGCACCAUCGAGGACAGCGGAGGCCUCAACUGGAAAAUGACCCUGUCCCUUUUCGCCGCCUGGCUCAUUGUCUGUCUGGCAGUGAUCAAGGGUAUCCAGUCAUCUGGGAAGGUGAUGUACUUCAGCUCUCUCUUCCCCUAUGUGGUGUUGAUCUGUUUCCUUGUCAGAGGCCUGAUGCUCAAAGGAUCUGUUGACGGCAUCGCUCACAUGUUCACCCCAAAGUUGGAGAAGAUGCUGGAGCCCCAGGUAUGGAGGGAGGCAGCCACCCAGGUGUUCUUCGCUCUGGGCCUGGGGUUCGGAGGGGUCAUAGCCUUCUCCAGCUACAACAAGCGGGACAACAACUGCCACUUUGACGCAGCGCUGGUCUCUAUCAUCAACUUCAUCACCUCCAUCCUGGCUACGCUGGUGGUGUUCGCCGUGCUGGGGUUCAAGGCCAACAUCAUGAACGAGAAAUGUGUUGUGGAGAAUGCUGAGAAGAUCCUAGGUUACCUGAACACAGGUGUGUUGAGCCAUGAUCUGAUCCCUCCCCACGUCAACUUCUCUCACCUGUCAGCUGUGGACUAUCAGGAGAUGUAUGGAGUGAUCAAGACUGUCAAGGAGGACAGCUUCAGUCAGCUUGGACUGGACCCCUGUAUACUGGAGGAUGAACUCAACAAGGCAGUGCAGGGAACAGGCCUGGCCUUCAUCGCCUUCACUGAGGCCAUGACCCACUUCCCUGCCUCUCCCUUCUGGUCUGUCAUGUUCUUCUUCAUGCUGAUUAACCUGGGGCUGGGGUCCAUGAUCGGCACCAUGACAGGGAUCACCACACCUGUACUGGACGCCUUCCCCAAGAUACGCAAGGAGUUCCUCUGUGUUGGUUGUUGCAUUGUGGCGUUCUUCUGUGGUCUGCUGUUCGUCCAGCGCUCCGGGAACUACUUUGUGACCAUGUUUGAUGACUACUCAGCUGGCCUGCCUCUCACUGUGGUGGUUAUACUUGAGAAUAUAUCUGUGGCCUGGAUCUACGGCACCAAGAGGUUCAUGCAGGACCUAGAGGAUAUGUUGGGUUUCAGACCCUACUCUUUCUAUUUCUAUAUGUGGAAGUACGUAUCGCCUGCCUGUCUCACCGUGCUCAUCGUUGCCACUGUGAUAGAGAUGGCCAUCAGUCCUGCUGGGUACAAUGCCUGGGUGGAGGAACUGGCAUCGGAGAAGUUCCUCUCCUACCCUCCGUGGGCUCUGGGUGUGGCCUACUCCCUCAUCAUCGCCGCCAUGCUUCCUCUCCCCUGCGUCUUCAUCGCCCGCCACUUCAACCUACUCUCUGACGGCUCCAACAAGCUGUCUGUCUCCUACCGUAAAGGCAUGACCAAGGACCUCUCUGGCCUAGAGGAGGAGAAUGAGUCCCGCUUCAUCCUCAGUAAAGGCACCCCCAGCCCCAGCCCCUCGCCUAUGCCUUCUCACCGCCCCUACCUGGGGCCCGGCGGAGCCCAGGAGAUGACCAACACGGCUGGAUAUGGUACCGGGACACCGACCAAGACGGGUUAUCAGAAUAUUCAUUCGCCAGAGUCCGAACUAUGAUCGAUCUGACUGACUGAAGCACAAGAAACCCUAUCUAUUAAACCCAACACAACACAGCCCCUCCAGAGAGAGAGAGAGAAAGAAAGAGCACUCUCUCUGCUGUUCACAUAUCUGUAAAGCACAGCCCCCCCCCUCUCUCUGCUGUUCACAUAUCUGUAAAACACAGCCCCCCCCCAUCUACUGUUCACCUAGCUGUAAAGCAAAGCCCCCCAUCUCUGCUGUUCACCUAUCUGUAAAGCACAGCCCCCCCUCUCUCUACUCUUCACCUAGCUGUAAAGCACAGCCCCCCCCCCUCUCUCUGCUGUUCACCUAUCUGUAAAGCACAGCCCCCCCCUAUCUCUACUGUUCACCUAGCUGUAAAGCACAGCCCCCCAUCUCUACUGUUCACCUAGCUGUAAAGCACAGCCCCCCCCUCUCUGCUGUUCACCUAGCUGUUAAGCACAGCCCCCCAUCUCUGCUGUUCACCUAGCUGUAAAGCACAGCCCCCCCUCUCUACUGUUGAACUAGCUGUAAAGCACAGCCCCCCCUCUCUACUGUUCACCUAGCUGUAAAGCACAGCCCCCCCUCUCUCUACUGUUCACCUAGCUGUAAAGCACAGCCCCCCCCUCUCUACUGUUCACAUAUCUGUAAAACACAGCCCCCCCUCUCUACUGUUCACCUAGCUGUAAAGCACAGCCCCCCCUCUACUGUUCACAUAUCUGUAAAACACAGCCCCCCUCUCUCUACUGUUCACCUAUCUGUAAAACACAGCCCCCCCUUCUACUGUUCACCUAGCUGUAAAGCACAGCCCCCCCCUCUCUACUGUUCACAUAUCUGUAAAACACAGCCCCCCCCUCUCUACUGUUCACCUAGCUGUAAAGCAAAGCCCCCCCCCUCUCUACUGUUCACAUAUCUGUAAAACACAGCCCCCCCCUCUCUACUGUUCACAUAUCUGUAAAGCACAGCCCCCCUCUCUCUGCUGUUCACCUAGCUGUAAAGAACAGCCCCCCCUCUCUCUACUGUUCACCUAGCUGUAAAGCACAGCCCCCCCCCUCUCUACUGUUCACAUAUCUGUAAAACACAGCCCCCCCUCUCUACUGUUCACCUAGCUGUAAAGCACAGCCCCCCUCUCUCUGCUGUUCACCUAGCUGUAAAGAACAGCCCCCCCUCUCUCUACUGUUCACCUAGCUGUAAAGCACAGCCCCCCCCCUCUCUACUGUUCACAUAUCUGUAAAACACAGCCCCCCAUCUCUGCUGUUCACCUAGCUGUAAAGCACAGCCCCCCCCUCUCUCUACUGUUCACCUAGCUGUAAAGCACAGCCCCCCCUCUCUCUACUGUUCACCUAGCUGUAAAGCACAGCCCCCCCCUCUACUGUUCACAUAUCUGUAAAGCACAGCCCCCCACUCCCCAUAACAUAGAACAUCUCUGAGCCAUAACACACUUUCAUUCUAUUCUAAAACAACCUUCCCCACAUCGCCCCUAAUCCAAACAAACCCAUGGCCCUAAGCAGAGCCGCUACAAAUGUUGAUGUCAGUCCUCGUCCUACAUCACUCAGAGACACAAACGAAGAAGGAGAGCCCCCAUUUGAAUUCAGCCUUAGAAGGUAGGCAGGGGGUGAUUCAUCUGAACGCAGAUAAGCCAAGCAGCUAGCGUUUGAUCAUCAGGCAGCAUGUGUGUGUGUGUGUGUGUGUGUGUGUGUGUGUGUGUGUGUGUGUGUGUGUGUGUGUGUGUGUGUGUGUGUGUGUGUGUUUGUCGUAGUGCUCCCCAGCCAGUCCAGGUGACCCCUAGUGUUAUAAAUAGAACUGUGAUACCCACGUUGGCAACCGGCCCCGGCAACACAGUGCCAUGGUGAUGAAUCCUCUUGUGAUGUCAUGGAGGAAGGCACACACACACACACACACACAAGAGGGCACGUUGUUGCGCUUUGUCAACCAGCUGUUACCAAGCCGGGUUGUAUUCAUUCGGGAGGAAAACGUUUAGAAGCAGAGUGAAACCAACUGUUAAAAAAACAAUUGAAACAGGGAGGUACAGCCUGAAUGUGUUCUAAGGUACUACCUGAAAAUUUGAGCACAGAUUGUAGUUUUCCGUUGCAAAAUGUUUUGCUACGGUGUGACCUUUUGAACACUACCCAGGUGUGCCGCAAGCCAUUAUAUAUGUUGAUUUCUGUUGACCGUUGUUCAGAAAUGGAUCAAUGGGAAAUGUAGGGUUAAUUGUUAUUGUACAUUCCUCUAAUCUUGUUCUUCGAUAAGCACUCUGAUCAAUCAAAGGCACUAAUAAUAGAUUUAUUUAUGUGAAUUGUCAAGUAAAAAAAAAAGCCUUUUUAUUUAAAUGGUUGAGAUAUUUGUAUAAUAGUGUGUAAUAAUAAUUAUGUGGAUAAUGUAGUCUAUAAUACUGUAGUGUACAAAACGUGUUUUUUGUUGUUGCAAUAGAAGACUUGAACCACAGGGUGGCGCUGUUGGCCACCAGAGGAGUACCAGACAUUAUCUGUGUGUUUCCUGCUUCUCCAUGAAGACAAAAUCCAUCCUCUCCUUCAUCGCACUGAUCUGCAAGAACUGGCCAGGUUAAAUAUUUUCCAAACAGUGCAGAUGAAG
Molecule: messenger RNA, 5264 nt
Organism: Salmo salar (Atlantic salmon)
Lineage: Eukaryota; Metazoa; Chordata; Actinopteri; Salmoniformes; Salmonidae
Gene: slc6a17
Product: solute carrier family 6 member 17
Biological process (GO): glycine transport; L-leucine transport; proline transport
Cellular component (GO): synaptic vesicle; plasma membrane
Source: RefSeq, a predicted model, not a curated record